Moneuplotes crassus is the source of this 776-nucleotide messenger RNA. NCBI's taxonomy places the organism in Eukaryota, Ciliophora, Spirotrichea, Euplotida, Euplotidae. The record is from the annotation of a GenBank genome assembly.
AAAAUAAAUUUAUGUCAUCAGUAUUUGCAGCAGGACACAGAAACUUAAUGAGCAGUCACAACCAGAGACCAAUGACUGCUCAAGGGACGUAUUACGUGACGAAUUACCCCCUGCCCAAAAAUGCACUGCCUCCUAAAAGUCCAAUGUUCACGUUCCCUAAGGAUAAGAGUCAGAACUUUCUGGAAGUUGCUCAGCGGAAUGGGAAGAAAGCUCCGGGCCCAGGUGAUUAUGAAGUCAAAUCGUGAUUUGACACUCCAAUCAAGACAACUGUUAAAGCUUCUUUUGGAAGCACUACUAAGAAGAAGAACUUCUUAGAUGACCUUAUUAGAGUGGAGAAACGUACACCAGGUCCAGGCACGUUCAAUCCUAAAAAGAAAUGGAAGAUUGUAGGAGGAAUGGACGGCAAAGGCUACCGUGGCUCAUUUCUUGAUGAGUGUGAAGUCUCAGGUAAAGAAAAACCAGGUGUAGGACGGUAUAAGCCAAACUAUGAAUCCCAAAGGCCUCAUCUUGCAAUUCCUGUUUAUAGAAAGAGGAAGAGUAUGAUCCCAAAAGGGACUUAUGAAGCAGCAAGCAGUUUCAAAAAGUUAGAGAAAAACUGCAGUGCUACAAUUUCUAAAUCAAGAAUCAAGAGUUUUAAUGAACAAGCUGCUUCUUCAAAGAAACAUGUUCCUGGAAGUGGAUACUACAAUAUUGAAAAGUGAUAUAGCCAUAUCUCCAGACCGAUGAAGAGAGGCAGAAGAUAGACUAAGAAGUAUUCAAUAAGAUAAUUUUCAUCA